Molecule: messenger RNA, 705 nt
Organism: Histoplasma capsulatum G186AR
Lineage: Eukaryota; Fungi; Ascomycota; Eurotiomycetes; Onygenales; Ajellomycetaceae
Product: FAS1 domain-containing protein
Exons: 2
Coding region: 1-705 (234 amino acids)
Source: RefSeq, a predicted model, not a curated record
AUGAAGUAUCGCCUUCUUGUCCUUCUAUUAUCAAUUUCCUUCAGUGUAUCCGCUGUCCGCGUCCAUCUCGAGAAUUUCGUCAGUCGCCGCCGUCUCCUACCGCGAAACUUGCAAAUCCCCACUUGCCUUGAAGCAAUCCCAAACUCGUUCACACUCCUCCUCCCGCCUCAAGACCAAAUGGUAAUGGAGGACAACAACGAGCGCCCACAGGGCAAAGGCAAAGAUCCUGAUGAAAAAGUGCAAUCACACUUAUACAUCUCCGACAUCCUCUCGAAGACUCGAGAAGUCAACAUCUUCUCCUCUCUCACCAGGGAUAUCGAGGCCGUCUCCACUCGUUUCAAUAAUGGGACGGAGAAUAGUAUUGUGCUAGCUCCGUUGAAUUCUGCAAUCCAUGGAUUGCCCCGCAAACCUUGGGAGGAUCCAGCAGAUUAUCGAGACUUUGGCGAAGCAGCGUAUACGUCAAAGGAAGGGGAAGCGAGAGCGGAAAAGAAUCUAAAGCAUUUCGUUGAAGCACACAUUGUACCAAUGUGCCCGUGGCCGUCCCAGGAGACAGUUCAGACUGUCGGUGGUUGCGCGAUUUAUUGGAAAAAGGAAGAUGAUGGGAAAGUUUAUAUUUAUCCUGAUAAAAUCGAGGUUAUGAAGAUUAUGACUCAGGCGUCUAACGGGGAAGUAUGGAUUCUCAAUCGAGUCAUAAAUUAUCUCUGA